Messenger RNA from Chiloscyllium plagiosum (whitespotted bambooshark), 1380 nucleotides. Lineage: Eukaryota; Metazoa; Chordata; Chondrichthyes; Orectolobiformes; Hemiscylliidae. The record is from RefSeq and is a predicted model, not a curated record.
UCUCGAAUGAUGACAUUCAUAUUUAUCAUUUAUAUUGAUACUGUAGUUAAUACAAAUUGCAAUCAUUAACUCAAACAUUGGGUGGUUGUGAUUUCUGUGUUUCCAUAUGGUUACAGAUUGGCCUCACCAGUGAGCCUUGCAAUGUGGCUAAUGGUGGUUCUGAUCUCUUUCUCAUCUUAGAACUCAUGGAGGAGUUGCCUGGAGCCAGGGGAGAGGUAGUCCGUCGUUUUUUCUUCAACUUAAACUCUAUACCGAGGGAGGAGCUCAUCACCUCGGCAGAACUGAGGAUCUACCGCCAGCAGGAGCAAAAAGCCUGUGCUAAUGCCAGCAGUGGUUAUCAUCGCAUCAAUGUGUAUGAGAUUCUCAAAGCAACGGGGUCCUCAUCCAGUGAUCCCAUUACCCGGUUGCUGGACACAAAGGUCGUGCAUCACAAUGUGAGCAAAUGGGAGAGCUUUGACGUCAGCCCUUCUGUUAUGAGAUGGACUGCGCAGGGCCAGCCCAACCAUGGGUUUAUGGUGGAAGUCGUUAACUUGGACAAGGAGUGCAGACAUUCAAAGCGACAUGUCAGGAUCAGUCGGUCUUUGCAUCAAGAUGAAGAAAGCUGGCCUCAAAUGAGGCCUUUAUUGGUGACGUUUAGUCACAAUGGCAAAGGGCACACUCUUGAGAAAAGAGUGAGGCGUCAGGUCAAACACAAGCCGAAGAAGAGGUCCAAGUCCAGCUGCAAACGACAUCCUUUAUAUGUGGAUUUCAGUGACGUGGGGUGGAAUGACUGGAUAGUGGCACCUCCGGGAUAUCAUGCCUUUUACUGCCAAGGAGAGUGCCCUUUUCCAUUGGCAGAUCACUUAAACUCAACAAACCAUGCCAUUGUGCAGACAUUGGUGAACUCAGUCAAUGCAAACAUUCCCAGGGCAUGUUGCGUCCCCACAGACCUCAGUCCCAUUUCGAUGCUUUAUCUUGAUGAAUACGACAAAGUUGUAUUAAAGAACUACCAAGAUAUGGUUGUGGAGGGUUGUGGAUGUCGUUAAAGCAGAAAUUUAUCAAAAAAAACUUGACACUUUACUAUUUCCCAAUGAAGACACUAUUUAUAUUAAAAAAAAAUUAACAAAAUAGAAGCAUCUAUUUUGAAAAUAUAUUUAUGGUUACUUAAAAAGAAAUUGGGAAAAUAAAUAUUUUAAUCAGAGAAUUGUUCCUUUUAAAUGAUGUUUAAUUGUAUUUCAGAUGUACAUGUUUAUAUGGGUUUAACCCCCAACACAUGAAGUAUAAUGGUCGAAUUCCUAUUUUGUAUUUAUUGCAAUUGUAACCACUUUUUAGAAAAUAGCUAAUUUGUAUUUAUAUGUAAUCAAAGAUAAAUAUAGGGUUUGUACAUAAAUUGCCAAUCCA